AUGUCUGUGGUGCAUGAGCUGUCACCAGGAUGGCUGCUGGAUCACCUCGCUUUCAUUAACAAGAUGAGCUACGAACCUCACCAGCACCAUGGGCCUUGCUGUCGUAAAAGCCAGCCUACUUGUGUUCACCUUGAUUCUCUUCACGUGGGUUCUGUGUCCUCUUUUGGAGCCUCUGCUACAUUUGUUGCUUCCACCAAUAAGCCAGAGAAUGAUGAUAGAGGAAAUUGUGAAAUGUUCAUACACAAAUACGUAUUUCGAUCUGAACUGUUUGAUGUCAGCAAACCUUAUAUAACUUCAGCUAGUCACAAAGAGUGCCAAGAAAGUAAUGAAAAGGAAGAUCUAGUAGAUGAUGUUAAGAAAGAAAUCUCCAUUUCUGUUAAUGGCAAGAAGAGAAAGAGAUGUGUUGCUUUCAAUCAAGGUGAACUGGAUGCUAUGGAGUACCACAGAAAGAUAAGGGGGCUGAUUUUGGAUGGAUCCUCACAGUUAAUCCAAGAAGGUCUCUCAAGUGGCUUUCUUCAUUCAUGUUCUGAAAAACGGAACAAGUGCAGUGAGCCAAUUACUUUACCACUUGAUACCUGUAAUUUGUCAGAAUUGUGUGAAAUGGCAAAGCAUUUGCCUUCUCUGAAUGAAGUGGAACUUCAGACGUUACAGUUGAUGGAAGAUGAUGCGUCUGUUACAGAGCAGGAUUUAUUUUCACGGAUUGUUGAAAAUACUUCUAGCUUUACAAAAAUGAUUACUUUAAUGGGACAGAAAUACCUGCUGCCACCAAAAAGCAGAUUUCUUUUGUCUGACAUUUCUUGUAUGCACCCACUUCUGAACUGUAAGAAAACAUAUGAUGUGAUUGUGAUAGAUCCACCAUGGCAGAACAAAUCAGUUAAAAGAAGUAACAGAUAUAGUUAUUUAUCACCACUGCAGAUAAAGCAGAUACCUGUCCCUAAGCUGGCUGCUCCAAGCUGUCUCAUUGUUACAUGGGUAACAAAUAGACAGAAGCACCUGCGUUUUGUCAAGGAAGAGCUUUACCCAUCUUGGUCUGUGGAGGUAGUUGCUGAAUGGCACUGGGUAAAAAUCACCAGUUCAGGAGAGUUUGUGUUCCCAUUAGAUUCUCCACACAAAAAGCCUUAUGAAGGUCUUAUACUGGGAAGAGUUCGAGAAAAAGCUGCUUCACUGUUAAGGAAUGCCGAUGAGGAAGAGCUGCCCAUUCCAGACCACAAGUUAAUUGUCAGUGUGCCCUGCGUGCUGCAUUCCCAUAAGCCACCUCUCGCUGAGGUUCUAAAAGACUAUAUCAAGCCAGAGGGAGAAUGUUUGGAAUUGUUUGCUCGAAAUUUACAGCCAGGUUGGACUAGUUGGGGCAAUGAAGUUCUCAAAUUUCAACACAUGGAUUAUUUUGUUGCUCUGAAGUCUAAAAGCUGA
Molecule: messenger RNA, 1410 nt
Organism: Rangifer tarandus platyrhynchus (Svalbard reindeer)
Lineage: Eukaryota; Metazoa; Chordata; Mammalia; Artiodactyla; Cervidae
Source: the annotation of a GenBank genome assembly